CUUCGCCCCGAGUUUGCCGCCUCACACGCUCCCGACACCCGCGGAGCCUAGCCACUCGCUGGGACAGCGCGAUGGGCACCGACCGAGACCCCUGAGAGUCUCCAGCUCGCCUGGAGCUGCGGCUGCCCGCGCCACCGCCGAGGAAGCGAGCGACCAGCUGCAGCCAAGGCUCCCUUCCCUCAGCGCCCACCAGGUAGGCAGGCAGGAUGUCCCCGGCGGGCUGGGAGGCCCUGGUGGCCCUGGCGGCGGUGGCCUGCCUGGCCGAAGGGGUGCGCGGCGGCUACGGCUUGAACAUGUUCGCCGUGCAGACGGCCCCGCAGCCGGAUCCCUGCUACGACGAGAACGGGCAGCCGCGGCGCUGCAUCCCGGACUUCGUCAACGCCGCCUUCGGCAAGGAGGUGAAGGUGUCGAGCACCUGCGGCCGCCCCCAGUCGCGCUACUGCGUGCUGGCCGAGAAGGGCGAGGAGCGGAGCCGCAGCUGCCACCUGUGCGACGCCGCCGACCCCAAGCGGGCCCACCCCGCCUCCUACCUGACCGACCUCAACAACCCGCACAACCUGACCUGCUGGCAGUCGGAGAGCUUCGUGCAGCACCCGCUCAACGUGACGCUGGUGCUGGCGCUGGGCAAAAAGUUCGAGGUGACCUACGUCAGCCUGCAGUUCUGCUCACCGCGGCCGGAGUCCAUGGCCAUCGCCAAGUCCAUGGACGGCGGCAAGAGCUGGGUGCCCUUCCAGUUCUACUCCACGCAGUGCCGCAAGAUGUACAACAAGCCCAGCCGCGCCGCCAUCACCAAGCAGAACGAGCAGGAGGCCAUCUGCACCGACUCGCACACCGACAUGCGGCCCCUGAGCGGCGGGCUCAUCGCCUUCAGCACCCUCGACGGCCGGCCCUCGGCCCACGACUUCGACAACUCGCCCGUCUUGCAGGACUGGGUGACGGCCACCGACAUCCGGGUGGUCUUCAGCCGCCUCCACACCUUCGGCGACGAGAACGAGGACGACUCCGAGCUGGCCCGCGAUUCCUACUACUACGCCGUCUCCGACCUGCAGGUGGGCGGCCGCUGCAAGUGCAACGGGCACGCCUCCCGCUGCGUCCGGGACCGUGAUGACCACCUGGUCUGCGACUGCAAGCACAACACCGCCGGGCCCGAGUGCGACCGCUGCAAGCCUUUCCACUACGACCGGCCCUGGCAGAGGGCCACCGCCCGAGAAGCCAACGAGUGCGUCGCUUGUAACUGCAACCUGCAUGCCAGAAGGUGUCGUUUUAACAUGGAACUCUACAAAUUAUCCGGUCGCAAGAGUGGGGGUGUUUGCCUUAAUUGCCGACACAACACAGCUGGUCGUCACUGCCACUAUUGUAAAGAAGGCUACUAUCGGGAUAUGACCAAACCUAUCACGCACAGGAAAGCAUGCAAAGCAUGCGAUUGCCAUCCCGUGGGUGCAGCUGGAAAAACCUGUAAUCAAACUACAGGGCAAUGUCCCUGCAAAGAUGGUGUGACGGGCAUCACUUGUAAUCGAUGUGCCAAAGGCUACCAGCAAAGCAGAUCUCCCAUUGCCCCCUGCAUAAAGAUUCCUGUUGUUCCUCCUACCACUGUGGCCAGCAGCACAGAAAAGCCUGCAGACUGUGAUACCUACUGCAAGGCAUCCAAAGGGAAGCUGAAGAUAAACAUGAAGAAGUAUUGCAAGAAAGACUAUGCUGUCCAGAUCCACAUCCUGAAAGCAGAGAAAGCUGCAGAAUGGUGGAAGUUCACAGUCAACAUCAUCUCUGUUUACAAGCAAGGGGCGAAUCGAAUACGGCGUGGUGACCAGAUCCUCUGGAUACGCUCCAAGGACAUUGCCUGCAAGUGUCCCAAGGUCAAGUCUAUGAAGAAAUAUUUGUUACUGGGCCAUGAUGAGAACUCUCCAGAUCAGAAUGGUCUUGUAGCAGACAAAAGCAGCCUUGUGAUACAAUGGAGGGACACAUGGGCCAGGCGCCUGAGAAAGUUCCAGCAACGAGAAAAGAAGGGGAAAUGCAAGAAAGCCUAGAGGGAAGAUCAGAGACAAGGAAAGACUGCACAUCCUUUCGUGUCCGAGUCAGAGCAGAUGAGGUGGGAUUAGGGACACUGGCAAGAAGCUCACUUUGCAAUUUAUAUGCAACUGGGUGGGGAGGACAAGUGAGGAAUUAAUAACUUUUGAGUUAUGCCCAUUUUGGCCCUCAUAAAUACAAAACCCACACAAAAACUAGUGAGAAAACUAAUUGUAAAUCCCUACUCACCAUAGUAACAAAUAUUAGAUCAGUUACUACUUCCCGUUCUCUCAUUUGAUUUCCUUUUUUUCACUUUUUUCCUCAAAUUAUUUUGGUCUGAAGAAUGAUGAACUGCCUUAAAUUCACCACCUUAACUACUUCUCAAGUCCAAACAUAAGAACCAACCAACUUGUCACUGAAAAGAACGAUAUUGGAAAGAGAUUGCUGCUGCUAGGAUGAACAGACAAACGGGAUUGUUGGCUAAAAAUUGAUCAUGGGGUACUGCAUAACAGUCUGCUGGAUGGUUCUUCUAUCAUUUGUUACACAGCAUUUUACAAGACUGUACCGUACUUGCCAUUGUAAAUGAGAGCAGUCACAAAUGUGUGAAAUAUACACUAAAUUCUUAUUGCUCAUAUAAAAAAGGCAACUUGCUUCUAAAGAAAGGAAGAUGAGAAUUAUGAAGAAGGAUGCAUUUAUGGAACAGUUGAGUGAUGGAUACCCAAUGAGUAGCAAUACCUAGAAGAAUACUAGUCAAACUCAGUUAAAAGAAGGAUCAAAUUACUAGACCUGGCUUUUUAGAAAAUCCUCUUGCAGCGCUGCAUUUGUGAACAAAACUCCACCAAAAGAAAACCAGUUUCUUUUUUUUCCCUAAAUUCAUCAAAACAUGAAACAAAUGCUAUCUCAAAAUAGUAACUGCUUUCUAAAUAAAUGGUAUUCAUCUCAAUUGCAUAAAGCAAAAGUUACAUAGGACAGAUCCUAUACUGAUUUUUCUCUUGAGAUAACACUGUGUUAAUAUUUCAGCUCCCAAACCAUGGAAACAUGCUUUGUGAAAGUGUGCAAAGACAUUCCAUUUUUCCACAUUUGUGUGUCUCGAUUGUGGUCAUUAAUAUCUCAUGUAAGACUACAACAGUGCUGCUGUCUCCAUCAAGAAUGUUUCUGAACUGCAGAUCAUCUUAUGAGCUGGCUGAAUUUGUCAAGAUUUGUAUUUUACUUACAUGCAUGGAUGAAGAGGAUGGGGGGGGGAGAGAAUCAAAGAAGUUUUACUACUGCUUAUAAAGAUGAAUGAGUCUGAGCUAAUUAAUCAUUUUGUUUUAAAGAG
This is a messenger RNA of Thamnophis sirtalis, 3322 nucleotides long. It is a transcript of the gene NTN1, whose product is annotated as netrin 1. The record is from RefSeq and is a predicted model, not a curated record. Lineage: Eukaryota; Metazoa; Chordata; Lepidosauria; Squamata; Natricidae. Gene Ontology annotation, molecular function: protein binding. Gene Ontology annotation, biological process: tissue development; dendrite development; animal organ morphogenesis. Gene Ontology annotation, cellular component: basement membrane.